CAAGACCCGGAAGCGCUCAGUCAGUCCAAGAUGGCGUAUCAGACGCUGCAGCAGGAGUAUUUACAGAUUCCUGUUGUCACCAGAGCUUACACGACGGCCUGCGUCCUCACCACCGCUGCAGUGCAGCUGGAGAUCAUCACACCGUUCCAACUCUACUUUAAUCCAGACCUGAUCCUGAAGAACUACCAGGUAUGGAGGUUAAUCACCAACUUCCUGUUCUUCGGUCCAGUGGGCUUCAACUUCCUGUUCAACAUGAUUUUUCUGUACAGGUACUGUCGGAUGCUGGAGGAGGGAUCCUUCAGGGGGAGGACCGCUGACUUCGUCUUCAUGUUCCUGUUUGGAGGACUCCUCAUGACCAUCUUCGGCAUGUUUGUGAGCCUGGUCUUCCUGGGCCAGGCCUUCACCAUCAUGCUGGUCUACAUUUGGAGCCGGAGGAACCCCAACGUGCGCAUGAACUUCUUCGGCCUCCUGAACUUCCAGGCCCCGUUCCUGCCUUGGGUUCUGAUGGGGUUCUCCCUCCUGCUGGGGAACUCCAUCAUCGUGGACCUGCUGGGCAUCGCUGUGGGGCAUGUUUACUACUUCCUGGAGGACGUGUUUCCCAACCAGCCCGGGGGGGGCCGCUGGCUGAAGACCCCGUCCAUCAUAAAGAUGYUGUUCGACACUCCGGAGGAGGAAGACCCCAACUACAACCCCCUGCCCGAGGACCGACCUGGGGGCUUCGCCUGGGGGGAGGGGCGGCGCCUCGGAGGGUAGCGCUGUCCUGUUGGACUGCGGGGUCAGCUGCAGGCUCCAGGACCCGGGACCGUCCCUCGGACCCAUGAAGGACUCGACGUGGUCUUUGUUUUCGUUGCUUGGGUUCUGGCUGCAGGAAGCCCGACGAGCAGAACUGUUUGAGCCAACGUUCUGGUGUUUGUGUUCGUGGACUUUCAUCAUGUUCAGGAAGUCUUCUGGGUGCCAGAGUGUGUCCCUGAGACGCACACAGACUAUGGACCAAGAGUCCCUGGACUCACACGAUGGUGGUCUUCAUCCCUGAUACAAAAUAUUAACAUGUGGAAAAGAAACAAAUGAUCAUUUAAUUCUAUAAAAUCUAUUCAGACCAGGAGUCUUUUUUCAUUUCUCUUUUUCAAACAAUAAACAUGUUGCAGAUGU
Messenger RNA from Austrofundulus limnaeus, 1149 nucleotides. It is a transcript of the gene derl2, whose product is annotated as derlin 2. NCBI's taxonomy places the organism in Eukaryota, Metazoa, Chordata, Actinopteri, Cyprinodontiformes, Rivulidae. The record is from RefSeq and is a predicted model, not a curated record. The transcript has 7 exons. The coding region runs from base 31 to 753 and encodes 240 amino acids.